GCUCAUACUGCUUCGUAGAAGACCAGGAGCUCGUCCUGCGUGGUCCUCUCAUCUGCGCUUUUAUGUUUCAUUUCAGGUCCAUCAACUUUUUCCCCUCUGGUAUCCGAAAUCUCUUCUGCACAAUGAAUAUAAUGCUGCGCAGACUGUAUAAUGAUCGGUGUCUUCGAGCCAGACUCAGAGAGACAACCAGCCCUUGCUUGAUAUUACCCGAGGCAAAGUCAUGAAGAUCAAGAUGCCACGGAGGAGGUCUAAUUUAUUGGCGUUUGGCGUUGGCCUGCUGUUUUAGUGCAGCUAGUUCCGACGAUGGAGCUCAUAUGCGAUUUUUUUUGGCGCCGCGUGGCACAGCAGGCUAAAGUAGACGACCGUCCUUUUUCUGCCGAUGAGAAGAUCGAUCUGAAGCUCCUUUCAGCCUUCGUCUCUGAUUCGCGCGACCUGGUCGCUCGGCAGGCGAGUCUAGCCGACCGAGUUUUAGAGGAACUUGCCAGCAAUUCUUCGUCUGCAAGCACAUCACACUUGAGACUCAGCACCCGACUAACGCAGACAGAAGAGACGGCCCUCGGGCAACUUCCGGUUUUGGUCGACGACUUUUUGAGAACUAAAAUCCCGGCCAGAACAGGAAAUAACCAUGAUCGAGACGUCGGCAUCAACAGUGCUACUGCAACAAGUGACACCUCUGAGACCGACCGCCUAGGCGAAGAUGAAGUGUCCGGCCCAGUAGAACAACCUCUGCUAUCUCGCUUCGAUUGGGAAAUCUUCAUCGGAAGUUCCAUUUCCCAACCAACAAGGAGCAAGAAGAGCGCCGCGGCUGUGAAACGAGAAGACAUGAACCCGCUCGGGCAAGCCUUGGAAAAGCUGGCCAUAGUUCUCCUGGAGAUUGAGGUUCUCUACGCCCUGAACCAGCUGCGGCGCAAUCCGCAGCUCGCCGCCGACCGGUUGAAACAGAGAAGAGUCGGAAAGUUCAAAGGAAAAGAUUUCCACCCGACGGUGGGGCGCGCCGGUCGGUGUGUGGUGACGAAAGAGGGCGAAGCGGUCGUCGUGGAAGCGAUUCAGUAUUGCCAGAACUUGGCGGGUGGAGGUGGAAACAUCAAGUCGGGGUCAACAUCUGUAGGAACAGCAAAUCGGGGUCGCGCGGGGUCGGAGAUGUGUGCGGCUCCGGAAGCGGAGGAGGGCGUGAAUGGAACCGGAAUUAUCCCGCCUCCGCCAGAUGAGGUAGUCUCUCAAUUUGCGGAAAUGCAACAACUCCACAGUAGCUGCACCUGGGACCAAGAGCAGGGGAUCUUGGUCGCAAGAAUGAUGAAACCUGGCGAGCCAAAAACAUCAUCGCCUGCUUCCUCAUCAACCUCGUCCACAGUCUUAAUAAACCCCCACCAAGGCCAGAUUUUGCCGCAUCCGACGCUUUUUCUUUCCGCCAGCGACCACGCGGCCGACCUCGGUGUUACCGGACUGGCGUCGCACACCUCUUCAGACAAAAUCACGAAAGUGCAGGAUCGGAUCACUCGGUACUCCAACUGGCGCUACAAAGUCGGGGAGUGCUUGUGGUACGGAACGUUGCCGGAAUCUGGCUACGCGAUGAUCGAGGACCUAAUCGUGGACGAUGGUGUCCCUUCCCGCGGACACCGGUUAGGCAUUUUCGACCCGGCAUAUUUUUUUGCAGGCAUCGCAAUCACCCUGCACAAAACCUUCGGCUACUGUUGCGCGCUGAACUUCGCGAACGCGGCUUUUCCAGUGGAGGACACGGCCUUGCUGCAGAAACGCAUCGCGAGCGGACCGCUCGUGUUGCACGACAAUGUAAAUAGCAAGCGCGGGAUGGGGAAGACCAUCACUACGCCCGGGGGUUCUACUACCGUGCAGCGAGGUGGUGGACCCGGGAAUACUAACAGGGAGCCGAAAGUGCAGACCCAGUGGGGCAAGUUGGGGACGUGUGCGAAGUGCAAAGAGCCAAUUCACGGCGGCGCAGUGAUUGAGCAGGGAAAUCUGAAAUGGCACAAGGAGUGCUUCACCUGCAGCGAAUGCGAAAGGAAUCUGGUAUAGAGACGUAUGUACGAAGACUUUCUGUUGGAUACUGGAGAGGACGACCACAAUGACGUCGCGCAUGAAGCGGCUCUGUCAUGUUGUUUAUGUUUCAGAAAAUAAACACAAGUCUAUAAUGUGACUGUCAUCAUCUCAGAGUAGAUGCGAGUUUGCGAUGAGUUAGAUGAAUUUUGCAGGUUUAUUGCUUUCUCGCAUAUUACGAACGCGUCUCGCAUGUCCAUCAUCACACCUCCACUCUCAGGUCGGUGUCCGCUACUUUACGGAGAAACAGAACCUCUAUUGCGAGGGCUGCCACCUGCAGCUGUUCGGGAAAACGUGUUUCGGCUGCAAGGAGAAGAUCCAGGGCACAGUUAUGACCGCGGCGGGGCAAACCUGGCACCCCUUGUGCUUCAAGUGCAGCGAGUGCGAGAAGCCUUUGAAGGGAAAAGCCUACCAGACCUUGGACGAGUCGGUCGCGGGUCCGGGCAAAGCCUUGUGUGGGGAGUGCGCGGAGGAAAAAGCGCAAGAAGAGGCGGCGCGACAAAAUCAAAAGCAACUGGCAGGAGGAGGAGGAGGGCCCCGCGGUGGGCCGCCGAAGGCGAAAGCGAAAACAGGUAGUACUAGUAGUGCGGUAAGUGGCAGAACGGUGGUCGCCGGACGAAAAGGCCCUGGAGCUGCUGGUGCUUUCGGUCAUCACUUCGAGCAGGAGGAGUUGAGCAGUGCAGCUUUGGACAGCAUGACUUUGCAGAUGGGAAGCAUCAGUGGGAGCAAAGCAACUACGGGUGUUAGUUCUGGUAAAAGUGCAGGUGGGAACAAAGCUGGAGGAGCGCCGUCGGCACCACCAAAAGCGAAGCCAAAAGCAAAACCAAAUAUGACGCAGGCAAAGAGGACCGUUGAUACGAUGAAUAUUGGAUACGGAGAUUUGUUGUAAGAUGGCUGAUGAAAAUGACAAUGACUAUGCUGGUGUGUGGCCUGGUUCGGGUGUCCCUGGUGUUUGAAAGAUAUCCAGACGUAGAUGUUUCUGUUUGAUGAUACGAUCCUACUUGUGCCCACUUGUUACAGCUCGUCCGCAUAUGGUGCCGCACUCAACAUGUACUGCAGCUUCGUGCGGUGUGCUAUACGUUCUUGCGUCAUAUUACCCUCGAACUAGAUGUAUGCUCAAAUGUGUCUGUUUUCUUGCCAAAAAGCAUUUCCGCCACGUCUGAAAUCAAUGUACGAUUUUACGUUUCAGGCGCUAGCCACAUCUAAUAUCGCUACAGCAUCACUGCCGUGACCGCGGGCGAUGAAAUGUCGUCAGAAGAAGUUGUUUAUCGAAAAUAGUUUGGACUUCACAUUAGCCCACGAUUGGAUUGCCUUCGUGCGUGAUAUGCAAGACGAGUGCUUGAGUCAUUUCAAGACGGAGAAAAGGCCGUGACGCUGCUGCGACGGUGUUCAGUGCAAGACUUGGUUCAGUUGAAGCGGUGCCGGUGCCGUUGUUUCUUGUUGCGUGUCUUCUCCUUCCGGGGGCCUGUUUCUUUGUGAUAGCGACUUCUGCCCCUCCGCAGUGGCGCGCGCGCCAGCACGUUCGGGCCGCGCGUGGGCUGGCGG
Messenger RNA from Amoebophrya sp. A120, 3597 nucleotides. NCBI's taxonomy places the organism in Eukaryota, Dinophyceae, Syndiniales, Amoebophryaceae. The record is from the annotation of a GenBank genome assembly.